Molecule: messenger RNA, 848 nt
Organism: Rotaria sordida
Lineage: Eukaryota; Metazoa; Rotifera; Eurotatoria; Philodinida; Philodinidae
Source: the annotation of a GenBank genome assembly
CAAUUUUAUAUUUCUAAACGCUGGGAAUUGCUCAAAACUGGUUUUCUAUUGAUAUCUUGGAUUGUUCUGGUUGGUCAUCAUUCGAUUUUUUUCUUCUUUCUACAAGAGUUAUUGAUUGAUAAUAGGGCAUUCAUGGGGAACUGGUUGGUCCAACUUUGAAAAUAUUGGCUUUUCAGACAGGUGUAACUUUCACUGGAAUCAGUACAAUUUUAGCUGCUCGUGUCGGUGGAUACAUAGCUGGAACAAUAGUUGGAGCAGCUAUGCAAAAAAUAGUUAAACGAUAUCCGGAAGCUUUACUUGCUGUCGCAUUUUUUAUUGCAUCUGUUGUUGUUUUUGUCACUCCAUAUAUUGGCUCAUUGUUGGUUCUAUCAAUUUUGUUCUUCUGUCAAGGUGGCACAAGCUUUGUAUUGGCCAUGUGGGAUGAACAUGCAUCAACUCCAUUGAAUACGGUUAAUUUGGGCUUUGGAUUUGGUGCUGUAUUAGCCAACAUUCUCGUAGCUCAAUUUCUUGAUGAAGGACAGAUUGAGCUAUCGAAUUCAAAUCUCAAGUCUACCAUGGAAACUUUUUCAUUUUCAUCUUCAACAAAUAUCAAGAUUCCAUAUUCAAUUACAGCGAGUCUUUGUUUACUGAUAAUCAUCGGUCAUAUGAUCUUUGCCAUUUAUGAACAUCGAACUCGACGUCAAAUACUUCAAGUUCAACAAGUCAAUUAUACUGCCGUGAAUACGACACAUCUCGACGAAGCUCAAGCAGAUUGUUCAGAACAUUCGCCACAAACACAGUCAUUUGUAUUACAGCAUAUUCAUGUCCAUCCUAUGGGCUGUUUACAUGUUUUUCGUCACUGCUAUUAA